AUGAACAACAACAACAACUUCGGUACUAAUACCACCAUCAAUGACGACUACAUGUUAUUCCCUUAUAAUGACCAUUAUUCCUCACAACCAUUACUCCCUUUUAGCCCUUCCUCUUCCAUUAACGAUGUCUUGAUUCACUCAACCUCCAACACAUCAUCAAACAAUCAUCUUGGCCAUCCUCAUCAAUUCCUUCAAUCACCUUCUCCUUUUUCUCAAUUCGACUUCGUUCCGGAUUUCACCCUCCUCGGCUCUUUGGGGCUCCCACAAAACAAUGUCUAUGAUGUUAACCAAACCAUCCUCAAUGGCCAUCAUCAUCCACCACUUCUUCCCUUAAACGACCCUGUUGGAGAAUCAUCUCAAGUCGUUGAGCCCUCGGAAACCAUAACCCACAUAGAAGAUUCCCAGAGAAUCUCAGCUUCUCAAAACCCAACGAUGAGAAAAGGCAAGAAGCCAAGCAGAACGGACAGGCACAGCAAGAUCAAAACUGCCAAAGGGACAAGAGAUCGUCGGAUGAGACUCUCACUAGAUGUCGCCAAAGAGCUAUUCGGCUUACAAGACAUGCUUGGAUUCGACAAAGCCAGCAAAACCGUUGAGUGGCUGCUCACACAAGCAAAACCAGAGAUCACAAAGAUCGCCAAAAGCCUUUCUAACCAGUUUAACCACGGCGGCUUCAGCAGCGGCGAUGAGUCUCAAACUCUUAUUCAAGGACCGGCAUUAGGAUCCAUGGACACAUCUUCUGAUCUAUGCGAACUUGCAUCCAUGUGGACAGUGGACAAUAGAGGCACGGCAGAAACAAGAGGAGACAAGGUCGACGGGAGAACGAUAAAAGGGAAGAAAAAGAUGCCGCAACCGCGAACGCCCAAUUUGAAGAAGGUUUCUAAGGAGGCAAGAGCGAAAGCAAGAGAGAGAGCAAAGGAAAGAACAAAAGAGAAGAUGAUGGAUAGAAGUUCACAAGCAAAUGUUGUGGAAGAAGAAUCUCAUAAUUAUCAUGAUGAGAUGACAAAGAGUACAAAAAGCGAUGUGAAUUGGAGUUCUUUUGAGGCGACUCCCUGCGUAGAAGAGAUUGAAGAAUUUUGCAAGAACGAUCGUUUUGCAGUUUGCGGCGAGACUGUGAUAGACAAAAAAGAUCACAUUUCGGACCAAUCUUAUGAUAUGAUCAGGAAAAUGAAUUCAUCAUUUCCAAUGCUUAAUCACCAUCGCAGCCAAGGAGCUACUUCCAUUGAGCAGCAGCAGCAGCAUCAAUUUACGGAUCUUCACCACUUCCCGGGGAAGCCAAGAGACCUCAUGUACAACUAUCAAAACAUGUGUUGA
This is a messenger RNA of Microthlaspi erraticum, 1311 nucleotides long. The record is from the annotation of a GenBank genome assembly. NCBI's taxonomy places the organism in Eukaryota, Viridiplantae, Streptophyta, Magnoliopsida, Brassicales, Brassicaceae.